AAUUAAAAAGUGAUUUUCAAAUUUAAUAUUUUAAUCAUAACUAAGAUGUUUGUUAAAUUAAUCUAAUCUUGACCUUUAAAAAAUAUAUUAGAUAACUCGUAAGUGUUUAAAUGUGUGCAUGAGGAAAAUGGAGGGAAAGAAAUCUGAUCCAAAAUAAAUUAAAACUUUUUAAAGGAUGGAAUAUCCUUUUUCUCCUUUGACAAAAGUACCCUUGCGAUAUCCCAAAACUGAGCCAAUAACUGAAAGGUAGAGCUGUAAAUAUUCCCAAACAGAGCCACGGCGAGGGGCAAUUUUUUUGUAACAAACUCUGUGUAUAUAACGAACUAUAAACACAGCUCACGUUCUUCCUGCUUCUUCACCAAAUUUCCGAUUUCGUUUUCUCUCUGAAGCAAAAAAAAAACUUGAAGUUCUCAGAGAUGAAUGCCGUGAAAGCUUACUUCAACAGGAAUUGGACAAGAGAAGACCUGAUGAAUACUGGAGAAGUUUCCGCGUACGCUUACACAAGCUUGACGACGGUGUAUCUUAAUCUCUUCUGUGCCAUGUUGAACUUUACUUUUGGAUCGUUCUUGCACUUGAUCAUCUGGGAAGUGGGAGGGCUGUUCACAGUCCUUUCUUCUCUAGCAAGUUUACUCUGGCUUUACUUUGCAUCACCAUUGAGAGUGAGGCUGAGGCUCUCACUAUUGAUGUAUGCAGCCUGUACCUUGGGUGCUUCUUUUGGCCUUUUUACCAAAUAUCUCUUCAAAAUUUAUCCACCCCUUAUUGUCAACCUUUUGGAAGCUUCAACAUUUAGCAUUGGGAUUAUCUGGUAUGGAUCCACGUAUACGAGGGAAAGGAGAGCAAUCUACAUGACUUGCCUGAAUUUUUCUUUUGCUCUAAUGUGCUCCAGCAUUUUUGUUUAUGGUAUAGAUAUGCUUGACAUCCACACAGUUUAUUGGGCGUUUAAGGUAAGCAGUUGGAUCCUAUUAUAACACAGU
Molecule: messenger RNA, 974 nt
Organism: Solanum lycopersicum (tomato)
Lineage: Eukaryota; Viridiplantae; Streptophyta; Magnoliopsida; Solanales; Solanaceae
Source: RefSeq, a predicted model, not a curated record